Molecule: messenger RNA, 3040 nt
Organism: Melopsittacus undulatus (budgerigar)
Lineage: Eukaryota; Metazoa; Chordata; Aves; Psittaciformes; Psittaculidae
Gene: KIF5C
Product: kinesin family member 5C
Exons: 26
Coding region: 3-2876 (957 amino acids)
Biological process (GO): microtubule-based movement; mitotic cell cycle
Cellular component (GO): microtubule
Molecular function (GO): microtubule motor activity; microtubule binding; ATP binding
Source: RefSeq, a predicted model, not a curated record
AGAUGGCGGAUCCCGCCGAGUGCAGCAUCAAGGUGAUGUGCCGGUUCCGGCCCCUCAACGAGGCGGAGAUCCUCCGGGGGGACAAAUUCAUCCCCAAAUUCAAGGGCGACGAGACGGUUGUUAUCGGGCAAGGGAAACCAUAUGUCUUUGAUAGAGUGUUACCUCCUAAUACAACCCAGGAGCAAGUUUAUAAUGCCUGUGCCAAGCAGAUUGUUAAAGAUGUUCUUGAAGGGUACAAUGGCACAAUCUUUGCUUAUGGGCAGACAUCAUCAGGAAAAACACAUACUAUGGAGGGAAAGCUGCAUGACCCUCAGCUCAUGGGAAUUAUUCCAAGAAUUGCACAUGACAUCUUUGAUCACAUCUACUCCAUGGAUGAAAACUUGGAAUUUCAUAUAAAGGUUUCCUACUUUGAGAUAUAUUUGGACAAAAUAAGGGACCUACUUGAUGUGUCAAAGACAAACCUCGCUGUACAUGAAGAUAAAAACAGAGUCCCAUAUGUUAAGGGUUGUACAGAAAGAUUUGUAUCUAGUCCUGAAGAAGUUUUGGAUGUCAUUGAUGAAGGGAAAGCUAACCGUCAUGUAGCCGUUACAAAUAUGAAUGAACACAGCUCUAGGAGCCACAGUAUCUUCCUUAUUAAUAUUAAACAAGAGAAUGUGGAAACUGAGAAAAAACUUAGUGGAAAGCUCUACCUGGUAGACUUGGCUGGAAGUGAGAAGGUCAGCAAAACUGGAGCAGAGGGUGCUGUUCUUGACGAAGCUAAAAAUAUCAAUAAGUCUUUGUCUGCUUUAGGCAAUGUGAUAUCUGCCUUGGCAGAAGGAACUAAAACCCAUGUUCCAUACCGAGACAGCAAAAUGACCCGAAUACUUCAGGAUUCCCUUGGUGGCAACUGCAGAACUACUAUUGUUAUAUGCUGUUCUCCUUCUGUGUUCAAUGAAGCAGAAACAAAGUCAACCCUGAUGUUUGGGCAGCGAGCUAAGACGAUCAAGAACACAGUCUCUGUGAAUUUGGAGCUGACUGCAGAGGAGUGGAAGAAAAAGUAUGAGAAGGAAAAAGACAAGAACAAGAGUUUAAAGAAUGUUAUCCAGCAUCUAGAGCUGGAGCUGAACAGGUGGAGAAAUGGAGAAGCUGUGCCUGAAGAUGAACAGAUCAGUGCAAAGGACCAGAAAAACCUGGAGCCAUGUGAUAACACCCCCAUUAUUGACAACAUCACACCAGUUGUUGCCAGCAUCUCGACAGAGGAGAAGCAGAAAUAUGAUGAUGAGAUUGCGAGUCUCUACAGACAGCUGGAUGAUAAGGAUGAUGAAAUCAACCAGCAGAGUCAGUUGGCUGAAAAGCUAAAGCAACAAAUGUUGGAUCAAGAGGAGCUUUUGGCCUCCACUAGGAGAGAUUAUGAGAAGAUUCAAGAGGAGCUGACCCGUCUUCAGAUUGAGAAUGAAGCAGCAAAAGAUGAAGUAAAAGAGGUCCUUCAAGCCCUGGAAGAAUUAGCUGUCAAUUAUGACCAGAAAUCCCAAGAAGUGGAGGAUAAAACAAGGGCCAAUGAGCAGCUAGCUGAUGAGCUGGCACAGAAGAGUAGUGCUCUGACAGUGACCCAGAGGGAGUUGGGACAGUUGCAGGAGCUCAGUAACCAUCAGAAGAAAAGAGCUACAGAAAUCUUGAACUUGCUGCUUAAGGACCUGGGAGAGAUUGGAGGUAUCAUUGGUACUAACGAUGUUAAAACAUUAGCAGAUGUGAACGGGGUGAUUGAGGAGGAGUUCACCAUGGCACGGCUUUACAUCAGCAAGAUGAAGUCUGAGGUGAAGUCUCUGGUGAACCGCAGCAAGCAGCUGGAAAGUGCCCAGAUAGACUCCAACAGGAAGAUGAAUGCCAGUGAGAGGGAGCUUGCAGCUUGCCAGCUCCUCAUUUCACAACAUGAAGCAAAGAUCAAGUCCCUUACAGACUACAUGCAAAAUAUGGAGCAGAAGAGAAGGCAACUGGAAGAGUCACAGGACUCUCUCAAUGAAGAGCUUGCCAAGUUGCGUGCUCAAGAAAAGAUGCAUGAAGUCAGUUUCAAGGAUAAGGAGAAAGAGCAUCUGACCCGGCUUCAGGAUGCAGAGGAGAUGAAGAAGGCACUGGAGCAGCAGAUGGAGAGUCACAGGGAAGCCCACCAGAAGCAGCUGUCCAGGCUGAGGGAUGAAAUUGAAGAGAAGCAGAAAAUAAUUGAUGAAAUCAGAGAUAUGAAUCAGAAGCUUCAAUUGGAACAAGAGAAACUGAGUGCUGAUUAUGAUAAAUUAAAAACUGAGGACCAGGAAAGGGAAAUGAAACUGGAAAAGCUCAUACUGCUUAAUGAUAAAAGGGAACAAGCAAGAGAAGAUCUUAAGGGGCUGGAGGAAACAGUGGCAAGAGAACUUCAGACUCUUCACAACCUUCGCAAACUGUUCGUCCAAGAUCUUACCACGCGCGUCAAAAAAAGUGUUGAACUCGAUAGCGAUGACGGAGGUGGAAGUGCUGCACAGAAGCAGAAAAUUUCCUUUCUUGAGAACAACCUGGAACAGCUUACAAAGGUUCACAAACAGUUGGUACGUGAUAAUGCAGAUCUUCGUUGUGAGCUUCCGAAGCUGGAAAAACGACUUAGAGCUACGGCAGAGAGAGUUAAGGCCCUGGAGAGUGCACUGAAGGAAGCCAAGGAGAAUGCCAUGCGAGACCGCAAGCGGUACCAGCAGGAGGUAGAUCGCAUUAAGGAAGCUGUGAGAGCCAAAAACAUGGCAAGGAGAGCACACUCUGCUCAAAUUGCCAAGCCCAUCCGUCCUGGUCAUUACCCGGCAUCUUCUCCAACGGCUGUCCAUGCCAUCCGCGGGGGAGGAAUGUCAAACUCCACCUACUAUCACAACACCAAAUAGACAAGAAGUGAAUUCCACUUAGCAUGUUAAGGACUGUCAUUAAGUCACUAGUUUCUUUUUCUCCCCUCUUCAACCCAAUCCAUAUCUGUUCAUCCUGCACUUCCUACAACCAUCUGCACUGCACUGGUCCCAGGUAUUUUGAGCUUCAUAGGAUCUACACAUGU